UUGAUCACGAUACAGUUCCAUUACAUUACUACUAGCCCUUGAUUAUGACAUAGUUCCAAUAAACAUACAAGAGUAAUUGGAAGAAUGAGUCUUCUGUACAGGGAUGUUUUAUUAAGCCCCAAAGCCCUUUCUGAACGUUAACACGCAUCGCUUGCGGUACGGUUUUGGAAGCAUGAGGAUUUUGUAUUUGAUAUCCGAGAGAAAUAAUAGCGCUUUUGUUUACGGACACAAGUCAGUGGACUACCUGUUCUAAUUUCUUAGCUAUCUUCGUCUCUGAACACCUAACGUGUUACCUUCUGCAACAAACAACAAUGGUGAAGGAAACCGGCUUUUAUGAAAUGUUGGGUGUUAAGCCCAAUGCCACUCCAGAUGAGCUGAAAAAGGCUUAUCGUAAGCUGGCCUUGAAGUACCACCCUGACAAGAACCCUACGGAAGGGGAGAAAUUUAAGCAGAUCUCUCAGGCAUAUGAAGUGCUAUCGGACUCCCAGAAGAGAGAGGUGUACGACCGGGGUGGGGAGAAAGCCAUAAAAGGAGGGGGCAGUGGCGGGGGUUUUGGAUCCCCCAUGGACAUCUUUGACAUGUUCUUUGGAGGAGGUGGCCGAAUGCACCGGGAGAGGAGAGGAAAGAAUGUUGUUCAUCAGCUCACUGUCUCUUUGGAAGACCUCUUCAAUGGCGUCACGAGGAAACUUGCUGUCCAGAAGAAUGUUAUUUGCGAGCGAUGUGAAGGUCGCGGGGGAAGGAAGGGCGCGGUGGAGAUGUGCAUGUCCUGUCGGGGCACGGGCAUUCAGGUGCGCCUCCACCAGCUGGGCCCGGGCAUGGUGCAGCAGGUGUCCACUGUGUGUGGGGGCUGCCAGGGCCAGCGCAUCAGCCACAAGGACCGCUGCAAGGCCUGCAGUGGACGCAAGAUCCUGCGGCAGAAGAAGAUCCUGGAGGUCCACAUUGAUAAAGGUAUGAAGGAUGGACAGAAGCUAGUUUUCCAUGGGGAGGGAGAUCAGGAGCCAGAACUAGAGCCUGGUGACAUCAUCAUUGUCCUGGAUCAGAGAGUCCAUCCUGUCUUCACCAGGCAAGGGGAAAAUCUGACCAUGACUAUGGAGCUGCAGCUGGUGGAGGCCCUGUGUGGUUUCCAGAAGCCUGUUCAAACUCUGGACAACCGAAGCCUCCUCAUCACCUGCCACCCAGGGGAAUUGAUCAAACCUGGCGACAAGAAGUGUGUCCUGAAUGAGGGGAUGCCCAUACACCGCCGGCCGUUUGAAAAGGGACGCCUCAUUAUCCUCUUUUCGGUGGUAUUCCCCACAGCCAACUUCCUCCCCAAGCACAAGCUGAAGGAGCUAGAGCACUACCUUCCUUCCAAGAGUGAGGCGGAGCAGCCUGAGAGUAUGGACGACGACCUCUACAUCUACGCCGACCUGGAAGACUGUGACCCGGCCAGAGUAAGACGCAGUCAAUACCACUACAUGGUGGAGGAUGACUACCCGUCUGCUGGUGGGGUCCAGUGCCAGACCUCAUAAGACCCCCUCACCUCACUCCAACCUCUAACCCCAGGCCCCUCCGGAAACAUGCACAAUCUGCAUCUUUAAUUUUUUAUUCUCUUAACUUACAAUGCUAACUGUGGUGCUGAAGCGGUCCUUUGGGCCCGAUACCUGGAUCUACGUUCCAAUGCGACUUGGCUGCCUUUUAGUUGGAUCGUGUGCCUGAGUGGAUGAAAUACAUUUCUGGUUCAAUCCCUUAGAUUGAGAUUUUGGAAGCGCUAUGGAUGCUGUCACUGACUUUUUUUUUAAAGUGUUUGUAUAUUAGCAGGUUUUGAAUACCCGCUGUCUUGGCUUUUUUUUGCUUCCAAAGGUCACGAAAUAAGAUAGUUGGAAGCUAUAAUUCAUGUUGUCUAAUUGAAUCCUCGCAGUGAAGAACCAUAUAGGCCUUUGUGCAUAUUGGUCCAUUUUAGAAUAAUGAAAUGUUUUUGUAUUCUACAUUAGCAUAGUUGAAAGAUACUUGCCAAAUAUUACACUUUUGUUUUUAUUCAUUUUUAAUAAUGAUGUAAUGAUGCAUGUUCAUCUCCAUUUCAUAAAAUGCACAUUGGCCUUGUGGUUCUUCAUCUGAAUCAUCCUAUCUUCUGUAGUAUGUCAUACUUCUUUAUGUUCAACUGACGAUGGAAAAAGUUAUUUACCCCAUUUGUACGAUCUACAGCUGUCUAAUCUGUUUAAUUCUACCACUCUUCAUGGGAAUUAGUCAAACUGUAAAUAAACUUUCAAUAGGCCUCAA
This is a messenger RNA of Oncorhynchus keta (chum salmon), 2256 nucleotides long. RefSeq names its product dnaJ homolog subfamily A member 1-like. The record is from RefSeq and is a predicted model, not a curated record. Gene Ontology annotation, molecular function: ATP binding; Hsp70 protein binding. Gene Ontology annotation, biological process: protein refolding; response to heat. The transcript is spliced from 9 exons. The coding region runs from base 312 to 1508 and encodes 398 amino acids. Gene Ontology annotation, cellular component: cytoplasm; cytosol. Lineage: Eukaryota; Metazoa; Chordata; Actinopteri; Salmoniformes; Salmonidae.